AUGAAGUCCGAUGAAUCGGUGGCUAUGGACACAGUCAGCACUGAGAGACUCUAUGCUGUUUGUCGAGAGGACGUUCAUGAGUUUUUGGACAAUGAUGUGGCAAUGACUCGAUUAAGUGACGCCAAUAUGGAGCGACUUUCCUGUGGCUCGCUGACAUCGGUUGAAUUUAAUCGAGCUUAUCGUGUCGUUAUGACAACGAGCGUUGAUACCACCAUGUCUUUGUUCACCUUAGGGAGUUCAGGAAGCCACUUACUGGCAGACUUUGUUUUUGAGAAGUUUCCGAUUAGUGCUGCGAAAUUCACCUGUCGUGGUGAAAAGGUUGUGCUUACCGGAAGGCGGCAUUAUUUCAAGGUAUACGAUCUGAGCAGUAAUAAAGAAUCGCAUCCCAUUGUUCCACUUUCUACCCAUUAUGAAGAGAAAAUAGAUUCUGUACAGAUCUCUCCUAUCAGUGAUGUCGCUGCCUUUUCUGGCUCUGAAGGUGUUUACCUCGUUGAUCUUCGCACUUUUGAAAAGACGGCUACGGCCCGUGUAAGCGGAACUGUGGUGUCGCAUUGCUUCGCUCAAGAUGGUGACAUUCUCAAUGCCUUCUCGAGCGAUGGAUCUGUCUUUAUGUUUGAUCUGCGGUACAAUGCUCGCCCGAUGCGUCGGUGGAACGAUUACGGUUACACAGGCGGUUGCAGUUUAGCCACCUCACACAACUCCAAGUUUAUUGCCUGUGGCUCGGAAUCCGGCUAUGUGAACAUUUACGCCUGGGAGGCCGUGAUGACUAGCUCAACAAGAUGUCCAAAGCCACUAAAGUCCGUGGGGAACUUGACCACUGCGGUGGAUCAGCUGCUCUUCCAUCCUUCGGAUCAAUUACUAUAUAUGUCCUCUUCCUUGCAAUCUGCAGCUGCAAGACUGGUAGGUCAGCCGUUUUAUGGCAGAGGUCUUCCUACACUUCACUGUUUACACCAAGAUUCAUGGUUUUCUUCGCGUUUUGCUUCUGAUGGGUUCUUUAAAACUAUUAUAUGUAAUGUUGAUGCCGCUCAUUCCACUGGCGCUGUUCUAAACCAUCAGUUGGAUGAUUGA
This is a messenger RNA of Hydatigera taeniaeformis, 1068 nucleotides long. NCBI's taxonomy places the organism in Eukaryota, Metazoa, Platyhelminthes, Cestoda, Cyclophyllidea, Taeniidae. The record is from the annotation of a GenBank genome assembly.